AUUCAACGCCACCUUUUUCUCCUUGCUUCAUCUUCACUCCUCUCCGGAUGGCUGCUGCUACGGUGGCAUUGUCAGCAGUAGCAACCUCCUUUUCUGCAAGCAGAAGAAAGGCUCUUCUCUCUUCGCUCCCCUCAAGGAGGCCUUCUCUCUUCUUCCUCUAUGCCCCAGAGCCAUCCCGCGCUUCAAAAAUCCCACCUUUGGGCACAAAGGGCUGUCUCCCCCGUUAGAAGCUUGUCGUCAUGCCCUUCGACGGAAUGCGCAUGUGAACCGGAAGCGGAAGAAACCAGGCAGUCUGGCCUUGGUAGGCUCCUCCUGUGCGCCUCGGUCUGGAAAGCUUUCGUCUUUGCCUCCUGUGUUGCUUGUGGUGCUUGCCUCGCGGCCGAUGGAUCCAUAAGAGCUUCUAGUUUGGGGUUGAAGGUUGCUACAGCGCUGAGAAGAAUAGGCUGGCCUGAUGAGGCCGUUGUGUUUGCCGUUGCGACCCUUCCUGUGCUGGAGCUCCGUGGCGCUAUUCCGGUCGGCUACUGGAUGCAGCUUGAUCCUCUCAAGCUCACAGUCCUAUCCAUUCUUGGAAACAUGGCUCCGGUGCCGUUCAUCAUCCUCUACCUGAAAAGGUUUGCGUCUUUCGUCUCACAAAGGAGUGCGGUGGCAACCCGGUUUGUGAACCUUUUGUUUGAGAGGGCCAGAGAGAAGGCAGGGCCCGUGGAGGAGUUCCAAUGGCUGGGUUUGAUGCUGUUUGUGGCGGUGCCUUUUCCUGGUACAGGUGCUUGGACUGGAGCCAUCAUCGCGUCCAUCCUUGACAUGCCUUUCUGGUCAGCUUUCUCAGCUAAUUUUGUCGGGGUUGUUCUGGCUGGGCUGCUGGUUCAUUUGCUCGUGAAUCUUGGCCUGAAAUAUGCAGUCUUGACUGGUUUGCUUAUGUUCUUUGCAUCAACUGUCAUAUGGAGUGUCCUGCGGUCAUUUAAGAGAUCAAUCAAUUCAAACUGAUGGUAAUUGUGUACUUCCUUUCUUGAUUUGAUGAAGAAACUAAUUCAGCUUCAUUGUUUUUACUUUGUCAUAGGAAGUUGCUUUGACUAAUUUAAAGCAAUUUAUCUUCGAGAUGCUAUUUUCCAACUGCUGAGAAUUUUGGUUGAAUCUGGUAGCUUCAUUUGUCCUAGUGAAUUUGACAUCUAUUGCAUCAGGUUGUCUGCCCUGCUAUCAGUAGUUUGCUCUGCUCCCUUUGGACCACCCCAGUAAACUUGCUUUAUGAACAGAGCUUGUUGGAACUCUUGUACAUCACCGAACAAAGGGUUUACUGAUAUGAUUCUGCUUUGGCUAAUAUCCUUGUUUGCUAUGGUUUACUGAUAUGAUUCUGCUUUGAAUUCAAAGGCAGCCCAGAACCUGGGAAGAUUUGAUUAAAUGUAGCAGUACAUCUUCAUGCUUCCAUCUUAUUUUUUCUUUUCAUUUUAAUCAUUUCAGCAACAUUUUGACUCUAUUUUUGCUACUUUACCAUUUUGAAUAUAUUUCUUUGCUUCAGGAAGGUCAAGUCAAUUCAUAUAAUGUUCUACCACCUGUAGAGGAACUUUGAAGAAAAUACAGGAUGCAGUUGGUUCAAACAUAGAAGAAACUUGAUGCAUAUUGCUUUUUACUUUACAACUCAAAGAGUCAUAACUUCGGAUUAAAAAAAUGUCCAAGUUAAUGAUACAUAGGAAAAAUCUGCUUGGCAUUUUAUUUUGGAGCUGAAAGAUUAAAUAUUGCGAGGUAAUGAAGUUAGUUUCUGGCCACAGGCCCUCUUUAUUUUGUUUGUUUGUUUCCAAAUAUUUGUUCUUUUCUGUGAUUCUUUUCCCUCAUAUUUCUGUGUCUAAUUUUCUCCAGAAUUUGCUACCGACUCAAUCAAACAUGGUUAAUUAACUAACAUCAGUAUGAUUAGCCAUUUUGGUCUUGCAUCAAAAGAAAGUCAUGCCAGUGUGACCUUCCCCAGUAGAGUAGCUGCUUUUCUUUUUUUUGCUCUUUCACAAGAAAGUGAUGCCAGUGUUAUGCUAAUACUUGUCGGUUUAUCAUAUGUAAUCUGGCACUCAUCAGCUAUGAAUUGCAGCUUUGGUGGUGAUCAAGUGAUGUUCUAUAGGCAAACAAGAUGGCAUUCAGAUGAAGCAGCAGGAAAUAUGGCUCUUGGCUUUUGUUCUUGAAAGCCUGCUAAAUUGGCUGCUGAUCUUGUGACCAUUAUUUGGAAGAACUCCAAUCUAUGCCACCAAUGAAGAGGAAAUCCAAUCUAUUGCUUUUAUGCUUGAUUUAAAUUUGUCAAACUAUGAGCUGGUUGAUCUUCUUGAGCUCACACAAUCCUUUCAGUGUCUGGUUUUCAAGAAAUAUGUUUUUGGCAAGAAUAUAUUUUGUUUAAUUUGAAGAUUAUCUGGAAGAACUUGCACAGAACAAA
Molecule: messenger RNA, 2404 nt
Organism: Musa acuminata AAA Group (dessert banana)
Lineage: Eukaryota; Viridiplantae; Streptophyta; Magnoliopsida; Zingiberales; Musaceae
Exons: 3
Coding region: 160-981 (273 amino acids)
Cellular component (GO): chloroplast
Source: RefSeq, a predicted model, not a curated record